Molecule: messenger RNA, 2623 nt
Organism: Coturnix japonica (Japanese quail)
Lineage: Eukaryota; Metazoa; Chordata; Aves; Galliformes; Phasianidae
Gene: KAZN
Product: kazrin, periplakin interacting protein
Source: RefSeq, a predicted model, not a curated record
GAGGGAGGAGGGACACUGCAGCAGCAGCGAUCCCGGGGCCGGGCACAGGCAGCCCCCGCCCGGAGCAUCGCUGGGCCGGGGGUCCCUCCCCACCCCGGGGCUUUACCCAUGACUGAUGCCGAGGAGCCGACCCGAGCCAUGGAUGUGACCCCCAACCCCGUCACCUUCUCUCAAGUUUUUGGGCAGCAGUGCCAGCUGAUGGAGGCAGCUGUGGAGUCGCUGCACUCCUUGAACGACCAGAUCUCCCAUUUUAUUGUGAACAAGUCAAAAACUCUGGAUGAAGACGAAGAUGCUUUUCUGCCCAGCGAGAAGGAAUCUCUGAAGAGUGCCAUGAUGCUGAUGAGGCACCUCUUAAUGGAUGCACAGCGCUGCUGCGAGAGGAGGUGGCCCAGCUGCAGGAGGAGGUGCACCUGCUCCGGCAAAUGAAGGAGAUGCUGACGAAGGAGCUGGAAGAGACACAUGGCAGCAAAUCCCCCGAGGUGCUGUCAGCCACUGAGCUCAAGGUGCAGCUGGCGCAGAAGGAGCAGGAGCUGGCACGAGCCAAGGAGGCUCUGCAGGCCAUGAAAGCCGACCGCAAGCGCUUGAAGGCAGAGAAGACAGACCUGGUGAGCCAAAUGCAGCAGCUCUAUGCCACGCUGGAGAGCCGCGAGGAGCAGCUCCGUGACUUCAUCCGCAACUACGAGCAGCACCGGAAGGAGAGCGAGGAUGCGGUGAAAGCCCUGGCCAAGGAGAAGGACCUGCUGGAACGGGAGAAGUGGGAGCUGCGGCGGCAAGCCAAAGAGGCCACCGACCACGCCAGCGCCCUGCGUUCCCAGCUUGACCUCAAAGACAACCGCAUGAAGGAGCUGGAGGCCGAGCUGGCCAUGGCCAAGCAAUCCCUUGCCACGCUGACCAAGGACGUCCCCAAGCGCCAUUCCUUGGCCAUGCCGGGCGAGACAGUGCUGAAUGGCAACCAGGAGUGGGUGCUGCAGGCUGACCUCCCACUCACUGCUGCCAUCAGGCAGAGCCAGCAGACCCUGUACCACUCCCACCCCACACACUCGGCUGACCGGCAAGCAGUCCGGGUGAGCCCCUGCCACUCCAGGCAGCCGUCCAUCAUCUCCGACGCGUCAGCAGCAGAAGGAGACCGAUCGUCUACGCCGAGCGACAUCAACUCGCCGCGACACCGGACGCAUUCGCUCUGCAACGGGGACAGCCCUGGACCGGUACAGAAGAACUUGCACAACCCCAUUGUACAGUCUCUGGAAGACCUCGAGGACCAAAAACGGAAAAAGAAGAAGGAGAAGAUGGGUUUUGGCUCCAUCUCACGGGUGUUCGCUCGGGGCAAGCAACGCAAAUCCCUCGACCCAGGGCUAUUUGAUGGCACGGCCCCCGACUACUACAUCGAGGAGGACGCGGACUGGUGACCCCUGGCCCCCAACAAUGUACAGCCCCCACAUGUGCAUACCCAGUCGCAACGUAAUUUUAUCCCCUCCCUCCCCAAAUCUAUUCUGGCUUUUUUUAAGCAUUCCAGUAACUUCCUUUGUUGUCACCUCUUUUAUUUUGUGUUGGUUUGGGUUGUUUUUUUAUUUGUCUUUGUGUCUUUUGGGGGAUUUUCAUUUUGUUUUGUUUUGUUUUGUUUUUAAUUAAUUCCCCAAAUUUCCUCCUUUGUGUUUUUUUUUCGACAAAACUUGAAACUUGAAGGACUGCUGUGUGUCUGUAAAUAAGGGGAAUCUCGUGCACUUUGUGCUUGUGACGUCUCUUGUCCGAAAACGCUGUUUUUCUGGAGCCUGUCCUGCAAAGUGGGGACCCUACUUGGAGAAAAGUGGGACCCCAACAUCUCCGGAGACCUUAAGAAAGAGAUGAAAACAAAACCAAGACAUGAAACCCACCCAGACUGCAUUCAGCUGAGGAGGUGGCAGCACGCGGGCUCGUCAUAACGCCUUCUGGAAUCUGUGUUUUUUUUCCCCCUUUCCCUUUGUGUCGUUUUAAUUUAUUUUGCACAAAACCCAGAGAGGAGCUAUUCUAACUAAAUUAUUGCAGUAAUGUUGAGGGUGGGGUUGUUUUUUUUUUAUAUAUAUUUUUUUCCAUGUCGCUGGGGUUGGGGAAGAGGAAAAAGGAUGGGGAAUGGGGACGGCGUGGGAGCACUUAAAGCCUUGGAAAAGCCCAGCGACCUCAGAGCUUCCCAAUGUGAAUUUGGGGUGCUCGCCCUUUGCUGGCAUUAAAAUGGGGACCCUGGGGGCCAGGGGGAAAGCAACAUCCCUAUAAAGCAGUGCCAAUAUUAGGGGGGGGGAGGGAGGGAUGCUUGGAAACCGCGCUCCGCUUUGAACGACGAGCUCGCAAACCUGUAUUGCUUUAACGCUCAGCGGUAUCAUUGGAAGCUCUUAAAAGAAAAAGUUAUGAAGAUUUAUUUAAUAGUGCUAUAAUAAGUGUCUUAUUUUUCUGAAUUCCAAGACUCGUACCCUGUUUGAAUGGGGAAAUAUUUUGUCUUAAAGGGCAGAAAAUUCACUCCCGCGCUCUGCGUUCCCCAUAUGGUGAUGCUAUGGGGAGGGCCGGGGUGGAAAAGCAGAACUUUUCUGCAGAAAAGCUGGUUUUUUUUGGUGGUGUUUUUUGUUUUAAUACAUUGACAUUCGUUGUGUUUUUA